AAAAUAUGCUUACAGGAAUUGGAGGCAAGGCUGAGAAACUAGAACGGAAGAAGAUAAAAGACUGGCUGCUUAAAUAUAACACACAAAAACCUAUAAUUGUUGAUCAUAUCUUUCCUAGCAAAUCAUCUGAUGAUAAGGACCUACAUUUUCUAGUGCAAUUCGAACUGGAUCGCUUUGAUCAUUCGGUUGUUGAUAGGUCUCAUGAAGAACAGAAGGGAGCUAGCAGAAGGAAGUUAAAAUCAUAUAUUCAGCUGUCGUUCACUCUAUUUCACAAGAAACUACGAAAAUUUUUCGGUCGGACUUACACCUCGUCCCUUCUAUUGGGAAAACUUGUAGAUGGGAGGUUCUCGAUUAGAAACAUUAGCCAGGAAAUGUAUGUCAGUCUAAAGGAGCCUAACGAAGACUUGUACUUAAUCAUCGAUGUGCUGAUAGUCACAAAAACUAUCACAGAUACAGAAGAUACAUCGUAUUUCUCUGGAGGAUACUAUCACGUACAGUUAUUCCCGAACAAGCGGAAGAAUGAAACAACUAUUUGAUAUUUAGAGAACCAGACUCCAAGAGGACUCAUGGUCAAAACCCGUUCAAGAGAUCCACUCUCCACGGGCGAAAACGCUCCAGAUGCCAGAUGCAUGAUGAAACAAUUCGAUAAGAAAAGAGAUAUUGAGGUGUACAAUAAGAUUUGCAAAUAUCUUCCUCCAAAUACCAUAGCCGGUAAGGACGAUGAAAUCCCAGGUGUGAGAGACAUCAUUGAUGCAAGAGGAGACCUUGGCUUUUCCUUCCUAAAGGAUACUUUACAUGUUCAUGAUCUGCAUAUCUGUGUAAAAAAGGGAUGGGAAUCAACUUUAAUGGAAGAUAUAAGCUAUCCAUUGUCUAGAAAAUAUAACUUUUUGAUCGAAAACUGGAGGGAUGUCAUUAGAAUUAGUGAAAGAAAACUGAUCAUCAAAGUUCACAAUACUUGGAAUGCCAUUCAAGAGCAUUCAAUAACCUUGAAGUAUAAUAAAGAAGAAACUGAGUUGGAAGCCUCUGGUAUCGUCAAGUUGAAAGAUGUGUUCUUGCAUCCAAGUAUUGCUAUUAUUUUUCAACUUGAAUACUCUCUUAAGAUAAAAUCAGCCAAGGAAAGAAACGAGCAUGCUCAGGUCUUAAUAGGAAAUGCCAUUGUAAUUCCUGCUUCAAGAAAAGCUGAAUUCAAAAGAAGCAAUUUUAUUACUGAAAUGCAGACAGGUCCUCAUCCCUCACUGGAAGGAAUGACACAGUGGACGCCUAAGAAAAUGAUAAACAAGCGCAAAGAAGAAAUCACUCUGAGCUUCACUUUGAAAGGAAUUUUCGCUCCCACAGACACUUUACGGAAACUCAAAAAUGAAAAAGAGUCUCCAAGAAUCAUCAAAAUUGAAAAUAAAGAAGACAAGAAGAAAAUAGAAAAACUUGAGCAAGAAAAUAGAGAAAAAGAGAAGCUUUACCUAGAACAAAAGAAGAAAUUGGAAUCUGAAGGAGUGAAACGAUCCGAUACUGAAAACAUGAAGCUCACUGAACUUAGAGAAGAAAACCGCCUACAACUUGAUGCGAAGGAGGAGGAAAUCAAAAGGCUGAAGGAAAGACUCAGGAAUAAAGACAAAACUCCUAAUAAAAGAAAAUCUGACAAGAAGGCAAGUGCUUCUAAAAACAGGUCUACAUCUAAGAAAUCCAGAGAUAGAUCUCAGCUUAGUGGAGACGAAGAGAUGAUAGAUACAUCUGUUGGGAAAAGAACUGUAAUUAAGUCAGGCAUGGACUCUGAUGAGGUCAUGAAACUGAUUAAAACAGUCGUUGAGAGCACUAAUGCUGGCAUCCCUCUGGAGACCCAGACAUUGGGGAGAACAGGAGCAAUCCCUCAAGACCUUUCUAACGAGUUCUUAAAGGAUCUAGAAACAAUACAGAAGGAUAAAAUAAACUUCAUUGGUGCAAAAGGAGGACAUUCUGUUAUGAACUCAACUGCUCUUACUAAGAGAGACAAGAGGAUCUUAGCAAAUCUAGGACUUAGUAAAGGAUUGAUGGACGAAGAUCUUGACGAAUUCCUUGCAGGAGAGCCUAGUCUUGAGAAAGAGCUUUCUGAUCCAAAUACGGCUUGAAAAGUCUACUUAAAAUUUGUAGUUUUUAGACCUAUAGAUAAUGAGCAAAUUAGUCGAAAAAUACCUCCGAAGUUCAAUCUCACUUUCAAAUUUUUCACUUUCCCAGAGUCGAAUUCUACUGAGCUCAAGCUCAUUGAAAACGAAGAUGAAAGAGAUGUAGAGAAAGUUCAGCCUGAUAAAACCUAUGGAAUAGUCAGAAUCCAUUACGACGAGAAUCAAGCUGAUAUGGAAGAUAGAAAGGCAUGCAGGUUUGAGUUCAAAGUUGAUCCUUCCCUCAGUGGAAUCAAGGAUGAGAACAUAACACUGGUAAAAUACCUUAAAGAAAGAGUCUUAUCAGUAGACCUAUUUGAUUCAAACUCAAAAAUUCAUUUUGGAACUGCCAAACUUCCACUGACUAACUUGCUCAGGCAAGGUAAGGAGUUACAUUCUUCUGGCCAAGAAUGAGAUGUCUGUGAGCCAAAGUAUGGGAAACUUAUCGGAAGAAUUCAGACAAUCAUGACCAACAAGGUUGUACCUCCCACUGACCCAAACGCAGGGAAGUCAGCAGCCAGAAGAAACCAGCCUAAUCAGAAGAAGCAUAGGUACAAACAUGUGAAAUCUAAGCCAAUCUCCUUAGCAAAUGUUGGUGAAGGAAGCUUCCAAGAACAUCUGACUUCAUAUAUUUCAAAGAAAGACACUGAAGAUAAUGAGCAAGCAAAGAUGUUACUCAGAGUUGAAAGAAUGAACAAAAAGAAAAUGCUCAGAACAGCCCAAGAAACUGAGAAAUUGAAUGAUGGAGUUGAAGAGUGGCAGAAAAAGACUGCACUCAAUCAUAUUUCAUUCAUCAGAGAUCAGAAAAAGGAGGAACUUAUUGAUACUGUGAUUAAAAGUCAUAAGACCAUGGAGAAGGAAAUGGCAGUCAUGCCUGGAGAGCCCUCUUUCUUUUCCAUCAUGCUUAACAAUGCUUCUAAAAGAUCAGAUGUAUAUUCAGUAAAGAUUGAAGAUCCAGACGAAAAAGUAUUGCAAACCCCAGAACUUUGUCUCAUUUAUAAUAAUGACAAAGAGAACAGUGAAUGGAAAUAUUGGAGCCAGAACGGAAAAUGAGUGGAGCCUCCGUCAUGGGACAUUGUUGAUGAUGAGGGAAAUAUUUUCCUUGAUCCAGACCAAGAAUGUCCAAUUCUAUUCAAGUUCUUCUCGUAUAGAGAUGCAGUUGUUUCAAAUAAGAAAUCUGUGAUUAAUAACCCAAGGACUUUAACUCCAAGAAACAUAAAUAUCAAAAUAUAUCAGCAAAGUGAUGAGUCAUUGAUUAAAAAUAUUACUGUUAGCAUUGUUCCAAGACCAAACCCAGUUGAUCAUGUUUUCAGAUUUUACGAGCCUGAGAACACAUAUACUACAAUUACUCUGCCAACCUUCACAUCGAUUCCAAUUUCAGGAUUCCCUGACUUGUUUAUUGAAACAAGCAUGCCUCACAUAGUUCCACAUAUCAUUGAGAAUAACCAAGUUCAGAUUGAGUUAAGAACUCCUUUUAGCCCAGAAAUAUCCGUGUUUUCAGUUUAUAUUUACCAAAAUUCUUUCAAGAAUCAUAUCAUUGCAGCAUGUCAGAUCAAAGUUCAUGCCUUAACAGCAGUAUCUUCAAGGGUCAGAACUGGAGUCAGGAAGGCAAUUAAUUUGCCAAUCACUGGUUCAAGGAGACAGCAAUCGGUGAGGGUGUACACUGAUGAGCCAGAAGUAGCCAGUGAAGUCUCUCAGAGACCCAUAGAACUUGAAGCAGUUGGAAGCACAAAUGCUCAGCUCACAGUCAAAACGACUAAAUCUGAGCAAAAGAAUAUCCUUAUCAAUUGUGUUGAUGUCAGAACCCAAACCUUAGUUCAAUCUUAUUUACUUUGUAUUGAAUCCGAAAGACCGAGGAUAAAUCAGUCAUUUGUGACAAAGUGAUACAAAGGUAGAGAAAUGUGGCAGAAACUGCCAAUUAUUAACUCAGAAAACCGGGAUUUAGAAAUCGAAAUCACCUCUUCCAAGCCUGACCUCGUAAUCCCAGUCAAGCAGGUGCUGACCGUCCCUGCAGGUGAAACUCUCAAUGCUGUUCUCUACUUCCUGCCAUUCCCUAAGAGGGCAAAACGCGAAGUGUAUAUCUUCAUCAACCAGGCUCGUAGAGAAAAGUCUUCGUUCAACCACAACUAUCUCUUAGAAAUAGAAUACACAGAGUCCUAG
This is a messenger RNA of Moneuplotes crassus, 4292 nucleotides long. The record is from the annotation of a GenBank genome assembly. Lineage: Eukaryota; Ciliophora; Spirotrichea; Euplotida; Euplotidae.